Molecule: messenger RNA, 1101 nt
Organism: Perkinsus marinus ATCC 50983
Lineage: Eukaryota; Perkinsozoa; Perkinsida; Perkinsidae
Exons: 1
Coding region: 1-1101 (366 amino acids)
Biological process (GO): oligopeptide transport; transmembrane transport
Cellular component (GO): membrane
Molecular function (GO): transmembrane transporter activity
Source: RefSeq, a predicted model, not a curated record
AUGGGAGCCCAACAGUUCCAUCCUGAGGAGCACAAAGAUCUAAUCACGAGGUAUUACACCUACUUCUAUGCUUCUAUCAAUCUUGGCUCUAUUGUUGGUGGUAUUGUGACUCCGAUUUUGGUGGAAUCGGUCUCUUUCACUGCAAGCUUUUCCUUCCCUCUCGUUGCCUUCAUCAUAGCAACGAUUGUCUUCGUUGUGGGUAACGUGAUGGGUCGUUAUGUGAAGCCGAAGCCUCAGGGAUCCGCUGUAUUAGAGAUCCUUAAGGUCAUCUUCUUUUCUCUUACGAGGUGUUCUCUGGAAAAGAACAAGGAGUCGAACGGUGGUCGUUUCAAGGAUGGUUUUAUCGAGGAUGCAAAGGCACUGUUCAGACUGGUGCCUUUAUUUUCCCUCAUUAUACCGUUUGUGAUGGCCUACAAUAACAUGACGACUGCUUUUCUAACUCAGGGUAAAAAGAUGGACACGAGCCUUUUCGGGUGGGAUAUGCCGGCUCAGAUGAUGCAAAACGUGGAUCCUAUUGCUGUGGUUUUGACCAGCGUGUUGGUUGAUACCGUAUUGUUCCCUCUUUUGAAGAAGUAUAAUAUGAUGCCGUCAGUUCUGGUUCGUUUUUGUAUCGGUUCGUUAUGUGGUGCGGCGUCCCUACUCGUGGCUCUCGGUGUGGAGUACAUGGUUAUGAGCAAGGCUGUGUUCUCUGUCUCCAUUUGGUGGCAGAUCCCGCAGUUCUGGUUGAUUGCUGCUGGUGAGAUCUUCCUGAUAUCCACUUCUUACGAGGUUGCAUUCACGUACUCUCCGGGAGCGCUGAAAGCAGUUGCUUCUGCGUUCAACCUUUGUUUCUUUUCCAUCUCGAAUGUUCUCUCGGCGGUCCUUUUCCAAGUGUGUUCCGAGUGGCUUCCAAACUUUGAUAUUAAGAAUCCCACAGAAGAGGCCGUUAGCGGUGCUCACUAUGAUUAUUAUUAUAUGGUUUUGGUAGCCCUGUGUAUUUUCGGUGCAGUUGGCGCGGUAUCGAUGAUCCCGUACUUCAAUAGGGUCGCCGCGAAGAAUGCGGCCAGGAAGGCGGAGGCUGAGUUAGAGAAUGUUGUGAAGAAGGAUGAGGUCGAUGUAUAA